AUGAAAUAACCAUUUAUAAAUCACAAUUAUAGGGUUUAAUUUAAGCAUCCUAUCAACAUCCAGUAAGAAGGUCUAAUAUCGGAAAUAAUAUCUUGUCGCAUAUCCCUUUUCAAAACCAUUGUAUUUGCCUUUCUCUCCUUAAUAACGUGUGGCUUACUCUAUUUAGUUACAAGGUGGGACUUAAGAAUUUUCCUAUUUUUCCGUGCCAAGAAGUGUGUCCCUUAGUCGGCCACUCACUUUUUAAUUAUAGGACAAGGUAAGAACAUUCGUUAAUUGAUUUUAGACAAAUCCCAAACUCUGGUUAAAUCGAAUUGUUCCAAAGAUGGAAAUCUUUUUAUCGAGUACAGAUUAUAUAGGUACUAUUACACCGAAUAUGGUUUCGACCCUAUAGAAACAAAAUAUUAGACCAUGGUCUAGAUGGAUAUCAGACAGUAGUCAAUAAAUCGGAACUAGCAGCUGGACACAUUUGGAUAUAAUAAUACAGAAAUACCAGACAAAGGAAUUGUAAAAACUCUAAUUGAGGAAGUUCUAAGCCCCUUUUACAUAUUUCAAGUAAGCAUUAAUGCAAUUGUAGUUUUGUUCUGUGCUAUUGUGGUUUUGGGCAUCAUAUCAGCGAUAUGCAACAGUAAUUUUAAUUACAUCAUUGAUUUCAAUAUUUAUAACACUCUAUGAAUAAAGAAAAAGUUUCUAUCGCUUAUAGUAAUUGUCCAAAUUUAACAUUCCAAUUCAAAUCCUAGAUGAAGGGUAAGUGAAGGAAAUCGAAUCAAUAAGCUUAGUGCCUGGUGAUAGGUUGGUAAUAAAGGAUGGUAUGAUUAUGCCUUGUGAUGCGAUUCUAUUAAAUGGUUAGGUUAUAUUUAACGAAGCAAUGUUAACAGGAGAAUCCAUCCCUGUUUUAAAGACAGAGCUUCCCAAUAACAAAGAAGUUUAUGAUCCCUUGGAUUCAGGCAAACAAUUUACACUGUUUGCAGGAACGACUUGUAUGGAAACCAAAGGAUCAGAUGUAAUUGCUUUAGUUACUCAAACAGCUUUUAAUACUCAGAAAGGAUAAUUGAUUAGAUCUAUAAUGUUCCCAGUUUAGAAUUCAUUUAAAUUUUAUGCAGAUUCUAUGAAAUUUGUAGGGAUAAUGGCAAUUUUAGCAAUAAUAGGGUUCAUAAUAACAGUUCCUAAUAAGAUUGAUUAUCUCUUGGAUGGUUCAAUUUCAACUUGGGAAUUCAUCAAUGAAGGUCUGGAUUUGAUUACAAUAACAGUGCCACCAGCAUUGCCAACCUGUUUACAAAUAGGUAUAAGUAUAGCAUUGGCGAGAUUGAAGAAUUCUAAAAUAUUUUGUAUAUCACCCUAAAAAGUCAAUAUAAGUGGAAAGGUAACCAUAAUGUGUUUUGAUAAGACAGGUACUCUAACUGAAGAAGGAUUAGAUAUGUAUGGUAUUAGGAUUAUAGAGAAUCAGAGAUUUUCAAAGAUUGUUACAUCAAUAGAUGCAAAUACUGAUGUUAAUUUUAUCAAAGGAAUGGCCACUUGUCAUGGUUUAUCAUAAGUGAAAGGUAAGUUAGUGGGUGAUCCAUUGGAAUUGAAGAUGUUUGAAUCCACAAAUUGUGAAUUGAUAGAAGAGAAGGAAGGUGGAAUAAGGAUUAGAAAUAAUGAUAGAAUCAAUGUGGAAAUCAUAAAGAGAUUCGAAUUCUCCUCUAAAUUGCAGAGAAUGUCAGUGAUAAUUAAAGAGAAUGGAUAAUACAUAGUUUAUAUGAAGGGAUCCCCUGAGAAGUUAAGAUAAUUAUGCAACAAUAAGUCAAUACCCUUUAAUUUUCAUUAAGUAUUGGAUUUCUAUGCUUUGAAUGGAUUUAGAGUACUAGGAAUGGCGUAGAAAUCAGUAUAAUAAAUAGAUUUGGAUAGAAAUGAGGUUGAAUCUGAUUUAAAUUUCAUUGGAUUCAUUAUAAUGGAAAACAAGUUGAAACCAAUUACUAACUAAAUAAUUAAGGAGUUGAAGGAUUCUCACAUCAGAUCAAUUAUGGUAACAGGUGACAAUGUUUUGACUGCUAUUAGUGUGGCAAGACAAUGUGGAUUAAUUGAAAAUUAGAGAGUGUAUUUGGGAGAAUUGAGUGAGAAGAAAUACAAUGGGAAAUAUUAUGUAUCAUGGAAAGAUUUUGAAUACAAUUAGAAUGAAUUGAAUGAAGACACUUUGGAACCACAACAAUAAAUCAUUAGUAAUCUUGAUGAAAUCGAAAAAGAUGUAGAUGUUCAGUAGGAUUUCGAAUAUUUAAAUUAGAGAUCAUUCUCUAAGAAUUUAGUUAAAAAUAAAUCUUUGCUGGAAGAUCCGCCUCCUGUUAACAUUUAACUUGAUAACAUUAGUGAAAUUUAUACUGACGGAGAUUUCAUGGAAGAACAACCAUGGAAAGAUCAUGAAAAUUAUGUAUUAGCUAUUUCUGGUGGUGCAUUUAUGCAUUUGAAUAAAUAUGGAUCUUAAGCAACUCUUAAUAAUAUCCUUGAAAAAACAAUUGUCUAUGCUAGAAUGAGACCGGAAGAAAAAGCCAAUCUAAUUUUAUAGUUAUAGAAACAUAAAUCAACACCUUUAGUUGGAUUCUGUGGAGAUGGUGCUAAUGAUUGUGGAGCCUUGAAAACAGCUGAUGCAGGAAUUUCAUUGUCCUUAGCAGAAGCAUCUAUUGCUGCACCAUUCACUAGUCAAAUCUAAGACAUUUCAUGUGUUCCAAUCUUAUUAUCCUAAGGCAGAGCGGCUUUAACUACUUCCUUUUGUUGUUUCAAAUUCAUGGCAUUAUAUUCGAUGAUUCAAUUCAUCUAAGUAACUAUCCUAUAUCUAAAAUAAUCAAAUCUAACUGAUAAUCAAUAUCUUUACAAUGAUCUAUUUACAAUCUUCCCUUUAAGUAUGACUAUGGGAUUGGUGUAGGCAGCUAAAAUUAAUAAAUACGUGCCCGGAUCUUCCCUUAUCAGUUUCUCUGUAUUGGGUUCAGUCAUUGGAUAAACAAUUAUUCAAUUGGCCUUUCAAUUAGGAGUCUAUCUCUUGUUGUUAAAAUAAUCGUGGUUUAUUCCAAAUGAAUAACUGAAUUAAGAGGAUCUUAACGAUGAUUCUAUGAAGAUUUGUUUUGAAAAUACUACCUUGUUUAUAUUUGGUAAUUUCUAGUACUUGAUGAUUGCCUUGGCAUAUUCAAAUGGAAAACCUUUCAGAAAGCCAUUCUAUACCAAUUUCUACUUCAUAGGUAGUACAAUAUUCCUGUUCAUACUCGCCCUUGUGUUUCUUAUGUUGAGAGUUGAUUACAUAGACGAUAUCAUGGGAGUAAAUUAUGCAUUUAUAAAACAUCUAGUUUAUCUUUUAGAGUUACGAUGAUCAAAAUGUAAUGCCUGAAUCUUGGACCUUGCUAUUAGGAAUCAUAGCUAUCAUUAAUGCUAUUUUUACAUUCAUAUAUGAAAAGAUUGCUGUACCAAAAUUUGUAUUCAAAAAGAAAGUGCAUUCGAUACAAUUCUGA
This is a messenger RNA of Paramecium octaurelia, 3470 nucleotides long. The record is from the annotation of a GenBank genome assembly. Lineage: Eukaryota; Ciliophora; Oligohymenophorea; Peniculida; Parameciidae.